AUGGAAACCGAGCACAAGCGUAAGAUCAGACUCUUUGACGUUCCGCCGGAGCCGAUUCGUCAGAAGGUGGACGGAUCAGCAGAUGUGACGGCGGCGGCGGCGGCUGCGACGGCUGUAAUCGCCGCGGCGUCGGAGACGAUCAACCCGUAUAACGGCCGGCCGUACACGCAGCGGUACUUCGACAUUCUCGAGAAGCGGAAAACACUGCCGGUGUGGCAGCAGAAGCAGGAAUUCGUGGAUCUGUUGAAGAAGCAGCAGAUCAUCGUGCUUGUGGGAGAGACGGGUAUCGGGAAAUCUACUCAGAUCCCGCAAUUCGUGGUGGAGUGUCUGAACGCGACGCACAAGAAGCAGGUGGCGUGCACGCAGCCGCGGCGGGUGGCGGCGAUGUCGGUGUCGCGGCGAGUGGCGGACGAGAUGGACGUGACGAUCGGCGAGGAGGUGGGCUACUCCAUCCGAUUCGAGGACUGCAGCGGGCCCAAGACCAGCCUCAAGUAUCUGACAGACGGCAAGCUCUUGAGAGAGGCCAUGGCGGACCCUGUACUGGAGAGGUACAAGGCGAUCAUCCUGGACGAGGCGCACGAGCGCACGCUGGCGACGGACGUGCUGUUUGGGCUGCUCAAGGCCGUGCUGGAGCACCGGAAAGACUUGAAGCUCGUGGUCAUGAGCGCCACUCUCGAGGCCGAGAAGUUCCAAGGCUACUUCCACGGCGCUCCCCUCAUGAAGGUGGGCAGAGGAGGGGGGCAAGGGAGGGGACAGGGGGGAAGCGGGAGAGGGGGGGGUGCAUAUACCGAACCAGAGCGGGACUAUCUAGAAACAGCCAUUCGCACGGUGGUGCAGAUCCAUGCGUGUGAGCCGCCGGGGGACAUUCUCGUGUCCCUGACGGGGGAGGAGGAGAUUGAGGACGCGUGCAAGAAGAUCGCCAGGUCGGCCCCGUCAAGGUCGUCCCGCUCUACUCCACUCUGCCGCCCGCCAUGCAGCAGAAAAUCUAUGAUGCUGCCCCGCCGCCCGUGA
This is a messenger RNA of Closterium sp. Naga37s-1, 1011 nucleotides long. The record is from the annotation of a GenBank genome assembly. NCBI's taxonomy places the organism in Eukaryota, Viridiplantae, Streptophyta, Zygnematophyceae, Desmidiales, Closteriaceae.